AUGAGUCUAUUAGAAAAAUUGGCCGAGGACCCUCAGAGCGCGCUUAUUUCUGGGCUCGACGAGACAAAACUGCUAACCGAAGCAAAGCAACUUAUAGAUCCAAUUGCCAAACAGCAUUCUGUGCUAGACGAGAUAUAUGUCGAUGGGCUCACGCCGUCCCAAGUUUGGGGCCAGGUUAAGCUUGUUGUUGAGGGAGUGAAUGAGCGUGUUUGGAGCGACGAGUGGGAGGAUGUUGAAGAUGAGGACGAAGAGGAAAGGGAAGAGGAAGAAGAGGAGGAGGAGCGCCCUGUGAAUAUAGAAGGACAAGAAAUAGCAUCCGAGAACGAGAACGAAUCUGAUGACAGCCAGUCUGAGAGCGACCAGUCCGAGGUGUACGAAAGUGCCCAAGAAGGCGAAGGCCUUGGCUCUGAUGAAGAAUUUUUCGGGAACGUUUCUGAGAACGGCGAAAACGAAUCUGAUACCUCUGUCGAUGUGGCUCCGUCCAAGGAUGCGUUUGGGCUGAACGACCAGUUUUUCUCAAUCGACGAUUUCAACAAGCAGGUGAUGGCUAUGGAGGAAGAGCAGAGCGAGGUCGAUUUGGACGCUGAAGAGUCGUCUGACGAGGAAAUAUAUCACUAUGAUGAUUUCUUCAAACCGCAGGUGGAUCAAAAGGAGCAGAAGGAGCAGAAGACGGCCAAGCCGAAACAGAAAGCAGUUUCUUUUGAUCUACAAGAGGAAGACUAUGACGCCGCAUUUGACUCUGUGAUGGCCGAUUUCAACAACACAAACGAGCAACUGAGCACCUUUGAAAAGCAGCAGCUCAAGUUGCAACGCGAGAUACAGGAGCUGGAGGCCGAAGCUAUCAAGGAAAAGCAGUGGCAGAUGAAGGGAGAGGUGCAGGCCAAGCAGAGAGACGCAGACGCACUUUUGGACGAAGAGCUCGACUUCGACAGGGCCGCCAAGCCGGUGCCUGUUAUUACGCAGGAAACGACCGAAACAAUCGAGGAAAUCAUCAAACGCCGCAUUAGGGACGAGAAAUUCGACGAACUCCCCAAACGGGUUGUUUCUGAGCUUGCCGACUUCCGUCCGUCGAAGAAAGUCGAAGUGAGCGAAGAAAAGUCGAGCAAGUCUCUGGCAGAGCUGUACGAGGAGGAAUACUUGGGCAAGCAGGACGAUGCUGCGAGCGCUGAGCUGAAACAAGCACACAACGAGAUUAGCGUGCUUUUCGACAAGCUGAACCACCAACUGGACUCGCUUUGCUCUGCGCACUUUAUUCCAAAGCCUAAGGAAAGACAGCUGGAAGUCAAGGUGCAGACGUCGACGAUCUCCAUGGAGGACGCCCAGCCGCUGACGAUGUCGGACGCACAAACACUGGCUCCUCAGGAGGUGUACAAGCCGGUGUCGAAGGUCGGAAAGGACGAGGUGCUGCUGAAGUCUGGAGUGGUGAUGUCAAAGGCGGAGCUCUCGAGGGAGGAGAAGCAGCGGCUGAGAAGAGCCAAGAAGCGGAAACAGCACAACGAGCGCAGAGAGGACAGCAAGAAGAAGCGUGUGGGGAAGGCCCAGCAGGUGUAA
Molecule: messenger RNA, 1551 nt
Organism: Ogataea parapolymorpha DL-1
Lineage: Eukaryota; Fungi; Ascomycota; Pichiomycetes; Pichiales; Pichiaceae
Product: U3 small nucleolar RNA-associated protein MPP10
Exons: 1
Coding region: 1-1551 (516 amino acids)
Biological process (GO): rRNA processing
Cellular component (GO): Mpp10 complex; sno(s)RNA-containing ribonucleoprotein complex; nucleus
Source: RefSeq, a predicted model, not a curated record